This is a messenger RNA of Salvia miltiorrhiza (redroot sage), 972 nucleotides long. RefSeq lists its product as uncharacterized. NCBI's taxonomy places the organism in Eukaryota, Viridiplantae, Streptophyta, Magnoliopsida, Lamiales, Lamiaceae. The transcript has a single exon. The record is from RefSeq and is a predicted model, not a curated record. Bases 1 to 972 code for a protein of 323 amino acids.
AUGCCGUAUCAUGAGGAAGAUGAUGAAGAGGUGUUCGAUGAAGAUUAUGAGGAAGAUGAAGCAGAGUCUACAUCUAAAGACGAUGUGGAAGAUCGUCGCAAUGAGUUGCGACAUUUUUCAUCGGAUUAUCAGACUGCAAGCUAUGUUGAGCAUGAACGUGGCUCGCGCGAUUGGGAUAUUCCAUUUCUGCAUAUUGAAAGCAUAUUACAGUUGGGGUGGGAAGAGUAUCAUCCAAUAGCCUACGGACUGCUCGAGGUAGGGGCCAUAUUUCGAUCCAAAGUAGAGUUGAGGAUAGCUGUAGGAAUUUAUCAUUUGGAGCACUAUCUAGAGUUUGCAACUGAUCGUUCUACAGAUUCUCGUGCAGUGUACAUAUGUAAGAGUGGUAGAAAGAACUGCACUUUUAGAUUAUGUGCAGUAGAGGCUACAACUCUUUGGAGAAUUACUAAGUUGACAUUGGAUCAUACAUGUCAGGCGGAUUUGAAUCGUGCUACUACAGCACAGUCUGUGAGUGGCGAGGUUGCUGCAUAUUAUUUUGCCAAAAAAUUAAUCGAUGAGAAGGUUGUUUUGAGGCCAAAGGAGAUGAUUGCUGAGAUGCGUAGUAAGUAUGGCGUUCAAAUGCUAUAUUGCUUCGCAGUCCAAACUAGGCAGCAGGCGAUAGAGAGAACGUACAGUGACUUCAAUAUGUCAUAUGUGAGGCUUCCAUCGUAUCUUUAUCUAUUGAAACAACGUAAUCCAGGGACUGUUUAUGAUUUACAGACGACUCGUGAGAGAGUGUUCUGCCACAUAUUUAUUACCCUCGGACAAAGUAUUCGGGCUUUUGAGCAGUAUCUUCAACCGGUGAUUGUAAUAGACGGGACCCACUUGAAGGGAAAGAACAGAGGAGUGUUAUUUGUUGCUGUGAUAAAGGAUGUGAACGAUCAAGUGUUUCCUCUGGCAAUUGGCCUCGGUCCGAUAGAGAACGAUAAGUCAUGA